Molecule: messenger RNA, 1843 nt
Organism: Megalobrama amblycephala (Wuchang bream)
Lineage: Eukaryota; Metazoa; Chordata; Actinopteri; Cypriniformes; Xenocyprididae
Gene: pxdc1b
Product: PX domain containing 1b
Exons: 6
Coding region: 531-1232 (233 amino acids)
Molecular function (GO): phosphatidylinositol binding
Source: RefSeq, a predicted model, not a curated record
CUCUCUCUCUCUCUCUCAGAUGUGAAUUCCUCGCAUAGAGGGAAGGAGGGGUGAAGACGCAACUUCUGCCAAUAGAAGGAAACGCUGUCUUUUUUAUGUAUCAAACUCUCGGCCUGUUUUCGGCGUCCGUUAUACACUCUGCUCAGCUGAUUGACUCUGGACUUUAUCUGUGAUUAACAUCAUCUAAUGGGAUUAAAGAGGCUCAGUUACCGAUGUGUACAAGGCAACUGUCGCAAUCCGUUAUAUUAAGUUGCAUCAGACAUUUAAGAGAACGCCCAAACUUUUUUGAUGAAUAGAUGUGCGUAAUUUUGGAUAAAACGCGCUACGUCUUGACAUCUACGCACCAAGCGAAAGAAAAACGAAAGGGCGAUAGAAAUGUUUAGGAUAGAAUAGAAACUAGGCUACUUAUUUAGUUGCGCUAUUCUUGCAUAUCCGUCUGCAGACACUUGCAAAUUAGUCAGUUUGAGCGACGUAAAUGCUGUUGAAGUUGAGCAGAAUAUCCACAGAAUGCUGGAGUGAGGGCACUGAAGAUGGCAUCGGCGAUUUUUGAGGGCACAUCCCUGGUGAACAUGUUCGUGAAGGAUUGUUGGGUUAACGGGAUUCGCAGGCUCAUCAUUAGAGGAGAGGAAGAGGAGUUCUUUGAAAUAAGGACUGAAUGGUCGGACAGAAACAUUCUUUACCUUCACAGAAGCUCCUCAGAUUUGGGAAGACUUUUAAAAAGACUCCUGGAGUGUUUCCCCGAAGACAGACGACAUUUAUCAGAGUCUCCUCUGAUAGUAGGGCUUGUGAAGAUUAAAGAAGCAAGAGACAUUGAGACAAAACUAAAUGAAGUGGAGCGACUGUUGAAAAACGCCAUUAACAUGCCCUGGAAGUUUUCUAGGUCAGAGGUUGUCUUAACAUUCUUUGAACGCUCGCCGCUAGACCAGGUCCUGAGGAAUGACAAUGUCCACAAGAUUCAGCCAUGCUUUCAAAGUCCAGUUAAGAUUUCAGAGAUCAUGAGGUCUAAUGGGUUUUGCCUGGCGAACACUGAGACCAUUGUGUUUGAUGAGAGCGUUCCACUGGACAAAGAGAGACCCUCCUCCACUGACUCAGCCCAGCACUCGUAUGAUGAGGAUGGGAGAGAAUCUUUGGAUCAUGUGGAUCAAGACCUGAGUGACGAUGAUCCUGAAGCUUAUGUCACCAACCUGUCCUACUACCACCUGGUUCCUUUUGAAACUGACAUCUUGGAGUGAUGCGCACAAUUCUGCAUGGGUAGACAUUCACGGGGGGGAAUGAACCCCACCUCUGCAAUGCAGAUAGCCUGCAUGUAAUUUUUGCCAAGAGAUGGGAUGUGCUCUAAACGAGGUUAAUUCUGAUUGUGUUUAUGCUGCAGGAAGAGUCUAUAUGAAGAGAUUACCACUAGACAUAUAAUCUGUCCAUCAGAUUUGGUGGCCCACAAUGCUGUAUGCUUCAAUGCUGUGUUGACCAACGUGCCUCUUAUUCAACAUAGAGUCAUACUGCAGACAAGAAAAUAUAAUAGGAACUGACAUAAGGAAAAAAAUAAGUUGCUAUUCCUGUUGCACAGAUUGAUGGUGGCCACUGUGUCCUAGUGAUUUAUCUUUUUCAAGGCCCAAUGCCCAGAAAACCUGCCUGGAAAAUUACAUUUCUUCUUCAGAAAGAGUCUGCACUAUGAAAAUCAGUCCUUUGGCUUUAGUGGAUGAUCUGAAGAUACUCCAGGAGAAGAAGAUUUGCAUAAGGAUUUACCAAAAUGGAAGGUUGUGAUAGUAAAAGAACUUAAACAUAAAAUGCUGAUUCAAAUAGCCAAAUACUGAAAAAAAAAAAAAAAUAAAAAAAAUAAAUCCCA